AUGCCCCCCAGCAGUUCGUCUUUUACGGCGCUGAAUCUGCCCUCGACAUUUUCGCUACCGCCAUGCAUGGAAUACUUCACUCUCACCGCCGGCCCAAAUACGGACCUUUGGCGUAAGCCACCGAACCGGGAUACUGCAACGGCUCCUAUCGUGUUUACAUCCUUGCGGAGCCCAUUUGUAGUUGCCGAGGUCACUGUCACGGCCGACUGGGAAAUGGAAUGGGACCAGGGUGGUCUGGUGAUCUUUGCCGGAGCUGCGCCGCAAUCAUUCUCGCCAGACAGUACUCCACGAUCGGGCCGCUCCGGGUACCCUCAACCGUUACGACCCUGUAAAUGGGUCAAGGCCGGGAUGGAGUUCAGUUCGGGCACGAUGAACGCAUCGUCGGUAAGCGCAACCUCCGACGGCGCGGACUGGUGUCUCUCACCACUGUCGAUCCCCGAUCGCGGUCCAUCGGCCAUGCAUUCGUUACGCAUCAAAUUGGAGCGAGUCGGACAUUCGCUCUGGAUAUGGUACCAGGAUCCAUCGGCGGUGCCGUAUGCAGCGAGCCCGGCGGCCGUGAGCAGCACGUGGAAGAAGCUGCGGGAAGUAACAUGGUUCUUCUACGGGGUAGAAGACAAGUUCGUCCACGUGGGCGUCUAUGCCAGUCGCCCGCAUAGUCUGCCUCGCACCGGGACGAUGUGGGCGAUGGCCAAUGGUCCGGGGGUGGCCGGAUCGUCGGCGGCGGCAUCAGCGAACGAAGGGUUGGUGGUCGAGUUCGAGGAUCUGGAGAUAUUGUAA
Aspergillus piperis CBS 112811 is the source of this 777-nucleotide messenger RNA. RefSeq lists its product as uncharacterized. Bases 1 to 777 code for a protein of 258 amino acids. NCBI's taxonomy places the organism in Eukaryota, Fungi, Ascomycota, Eurotiomycetes, Eurotiales, Aspergillaceae. The transcript has a single exon. The record is from RefSeq and is a predicted model, not a curated record.